This is a messenger RNA of Brassica oleracea var. oleracea, 1786 nucleotides long. RefSeq names its product WD repeat-containing protein 76. The transcript is spliced from 4 exons. Lineage: Eukaryota; Viridiplantae; Streptophyta; Magnoliopsida; Brassicales; Brassicaceae. Gene Ontology annotation, molecular function: protein binding; DNA binding. Gene Ontology annotation, cellular component: nucleus. The coding region runs from base 65 to 1678 and encodes 537 amino acids. Gene Ontology annotation, biological process: regulation of DNA damage checkpoint. The record is from RefSeq and is a predicted model, not a curated record.
GUCCGAAGUUGCUAUUUUCCCUCUCUCUCUCUCUCUCUCUCUCUCUCUGCCUCACGGUGAUUCAAUGGCGACGGAGUACGAGCGGAAACGAUUGGAGAACAUCAGACGGAACGAUGAGAUGAUGGCGGCGCUCAACGUCCGAGCCAAAGCUUCUCUUCUCACCGCCGCAACCAAACGCCCUCGAGAGGAAUCUACUAAAUCGUAUAAGAAGAAGGAGAAGCCUGAAACACCGAUUGUUAUGCGGAAGUCUCUACGCACCAGAGGAUUGGAUCCAGAUUCGGUCGGUUUACCCAAUUGGUUCUCGGAUUUUCCCAAACGUAUUACUUCUCCUCCUUCCCAGUACUCGUCGGCGCCUCUGCAGAAAUCAUCGGCUCGUUUGUUGGCUCCUCUGCCCUUUGAUAAGGCUUAUGAUGGAGAGGGGUCUUGUAAGAAAUUGAUCGAGACUAUGUUGCGUUCUGCGAGUAAGUCUAUUGAUGAUUCUCCUAUAGAUAGUAGCAGCACUAGGAGGAGAUCUUCUCGCCUGUCUAAUGCUGUUGUUCAAAAGGAAGAGUUAGUUUCAUCUAGUUGUUUUGUGAAGAAGGUAGCUUUUGCCAAAAAGUCUUGUCGAGGAAAGAUGGUUACUAAGGAUGAGAAUGAUGAUUCUCCUAUGAGUUCUGGUAAUGAUUGUUUGAAGAAGGAAGUUGUUAAGCCUGAGAAGAUUGAGUUUGAUGGGGAGCCGUUGAGUUUAGAGCCGCAUAACGUAGCACGUGUUGUUCCUGGGAGGAUUUUGGUUGUAAAGUUAAUACCUUGCCAGAAUGUUAAGCUUGUUGCUGCUGGGGACAAACUUGGGAAUGUUGGGUUUUGGAAUUUGGAUUGCCAGGGUGAGGAAGAUGAUGAUGAUGGGAUCUAUCUGUUCCGUCCUCACACUGCCCCAGUUUCAUCUCUUGUGUUUCAGCAAAACUCUCUCUCAAAGGUUAUUAGCAGCAGCUAUGAUGGUCUCAUACGGUUGAUGGAUGUUGAGAAGUCGGUUUUUGAUCUGGUUUAUUCGAGCGAUGAUGCUAUAUUUUCCCUCUCGCAGAGACCUAAUGAUGAGCAAAGCUUGUACUUUAGUGCGGGAUAUGGAAUGUUGAAUGUAUGGGACCUCCGAGCAGGAAAGUCAGUUUUCAAUUGGGAUGAUUUACAUGAACACAGGAUAAACUCUAUAGAUUUCAGCUCGCAAAAUCCCCAUGUCAUGGCUACAAGCUCCACAGAUGGGAAUGCUUGCCUUUGGGACUUGAGAAGCAUAGGAGCUACAACACCGAAAACAUUAAAGACUGUGAACCAUUCUAGGGCGGUGCACUCUGCUUAUUUCUCUCCUUCUGGUCUUUCACUUGCAACUACAAGCGUUGACAACUAUAUUGGUUUACUAAGUGGCACCAAUUUUGAGGAUAUCUCCAUGAUAUCUCACGACAAUGCCACCAACAGGUGGAUCUCUACUUUCAGGGGAGUAUGGGGAUGGGAUGACUCAUACAUCUUUGUGGGCAAUCGUCCUUCAAAAGGAAUAGAUGUGAUCUCAACGAAACUAAAGAGAACAGUGAAGGAACUGCAAGACCCUCUAAUGAAAGCUAUUCCUUGCAGAAUCCAUUGCCAUCCUCUUAGUGUUGGGGUGCUUGCAGGAUCCACAGCUGGAGGACAGGUCUAUGUUUGGACACCAAAGUAACCAUAUUUUUCAAUCAGCAUGAGUUGUUAGUGUGUUAUUUGUUUGGAACUGGUUUACUACUGUAGAUGUAAUAACUUUUGAAGUUAAAUAUCUCGAGCGUUCUAGUUU